Molecule: messenger RNA, 4285 nt
Organism: Brienomyrus brachyistius
Lineage: Eukaryota; Metazoa; Chordata; Actinopteri; Osteoglossiformes; Mormyridae
Gene: slc8a1b
Product: solute carrier family 8 member 1b
Exons: 7
Coding region: 676-3501 (941 amino acids)
Biological process (GO): calcium ion import across plasma membrane; sodium ion transmembrane transport; cell communication
Cellular component (GO): axon; postsynapse; sarcolemma
Molecular function (GO): calcium:sodium antiporter activity
Source: RefSeq, a predicted model, not a curated record
UAGCUUAAUUGUAUUUGUAUUAUGUGCAUUUGGAAAUUUCUGUGGAGAUCUAUAAGUGUUGUAGCUCCGGACAGUUGUUUUGAGGGUAACUGGAAAGCCAGUGUUAUAUUCCGUAAUUAUUUGCUGUUUUCUAUUGAAUGAUAGGCAGUCGAGCCACAUCUCCUUGCUAACGGAGAUGUUAUAACGGUAUCUGUGCGUGCCUAUAUUAACAUUUUCAUUUAUUCACGCGUAGCAAAACGUCAGUUAUUUCCGUUAUUCCCUAACGCAGUUUUGGGCCAGGAUAAGUUGCGAUUUAUUUUUUCCAUCUAAACACUUCAUAUUUUUACACCCAAAGUCGUUUAAGAAGAAAUUAAGUUAAUGUGUAGGAGGUUACGCACUGUUAUUUCGGACGAUCUGUUUCUGCGCGCCUUUGAAAACUGGCUUCACUUUACCGUUGAUGCGCAAUUGUUACUUUGCAAAGUAUGCUAUUAGAUUUAACAGUACUUUGUUAAAACAAAACCCCUAGAUGACAGCGGGUGUUUGACUUAAAGGAGUAUGUGCAUUUAGAUGGAAGGCGGUUAUCCGAACAGCCAGAAUUCCAGGCUAUGCCGAUAUAUCAAUUCGUAAUAUUUUUAGUGCCGUGAGAGAAUAUGAAAGGCGUGGGAAUAACUGGCCAGUAGAAUUCUUGUUGGCAUCAUGGAACGGUCACAGAUGUCAUUUUUUCUGUCCUUUGGUUUUAAGCUUGCCAUUGUACUGGCAGUCUUGUUCUUAAAACUUCCACAUGCCGCUUCAGAGAACCCAGAACAGAUCCCGGAUCCGGAAAUGCAUCCAACUAUGAACAGCUCCUCCAGCUGCACUGGAACCUAUGAGUGCGCACCUGGCGUGCUGCUGCCGGUGUGGGAGCCCCAGAAUCCAUCUUUUGGGGACAAAGUGGCGAGGGCUACGGUCUAUUUUGUGGCCUUGGUUUACAUGUUCCUGGGAGUUUCAAUCAUCGCUGACCGCUUCAUGGCAUCCAUUGAGGUCAUCACAUCACAGGAGAAGGAGAUAACCAUCAAGAAGCCCAAUGGCGAGACGACAACAACCACCGUGCGGAUAUGGAAUGAGACUGUGUCCAAUCUCACUCUCAUGGCCCUCGGUUCCUCAGCCCCCGAAAUCCUCUUGUCUGUCAUUGAAGUGUGUGGACACAACUUCAACGCCGGAGACCUUGGCCCCAGCACUAUCGUAGGCAGUGCUGCUUUCAACAUGUUUGUCAUCAUUGGCCUCUGCGUCUAUGUCGUCCCCGAAGGAGAACACCGGAAGGUCAAGCAUCUCAGGGUCUUCUUCAUGACAGCCUCCUGGAGCAUCUUUGCCUACAUCUGGCUGUACUUGAUUUUGGCCGUCAUCUCUCCAGGCGUGGUUCAGGUCUGGGAGGGGUUGUUAACUCUGUUUUUCUUCCCCCUGUGUGUCAUGUUUGCGUGGAUUGCAGACCGCCGCCUUCUCUUCUACAAGUACGUGUACAAACGCUACAGGGCUGGGAAGCAACGUGGGAUGAUCAUAGAGACCGAAGGUGACCGGCCGCUUCCAUCAAAGGUCGAUAUCGAGAUGGACGGCAAGAUGCUGAACUCUCACGCCGUGGACUUUUUGGAUGGAACUCUGGGCCUGGACUUGGAUGACAAAGACCUGGAUGAGGAGGAAACCAGGAGAGAUAUGGCUAAAAUUCUCAAGGAGCUGAAGCAGAAGCACCCUGAUAAGGAAGUAGAGCAACUCAUUGAGCUGGCUAACUACCAGGUCCUGAGCCAACAGCAGAAAAGCAGAGCCUUCUAUCGCUGUCAGGCUACCAGGCUCAUGACCGGAGCGGGAAACAUUCUGAAGAAGCAUGCUGCUGACCAGGCUAGGAAGGCUGUCAGCAUGCACGAGGUGCGCACCGAAGUGGCGGACAAUGACCCAGUCUCCAAAAUCUUCUUCGAUCCAGGCUCGUACCAGUGCUUGGAGAACUGUGGUACCGUGGCUGUGAAUGUCCUGAGGCGUGGAGGUGACUUAGGCAAGACGAUUUCGGUGGACUUCAGGACUGAGGACGGCACCGCAAAUGCUGGAUCCGAUUACGAGUUCACAGAGGGCGUCGUGGUCUUCAAGCCUGGAGAGACACAGAAGGAGAUCCGGGUGGGCAUCAUUGAUGACGACAUUUUUGAGGAGGACGAAAACUUCUUGAUCCACCUGAGCAAUGUGAAGGUGGUGUUGGAGGGCAACGAGGAAGAGAACCAGGAAGCCAAUCACGUGGAGACCGUGGCCUGCUUGGGGAUGCCGUCCACUGCCACUGUGACCAUCUUUGAUGACGACCACGCCGGCAUCUUCACCUUUGAAGAUCCAGUGACACAUGUGAGCGAAAGCGUUGGCAUUAUGGAAGUGAAGGUCCUUCGCACCUCAGGGGCGAGGGGCGUGGUUGUUGUCCCAUACAAGACCGUCGAAGGUACAGCAAAAGGGGGAGGGGAGGACUUUGAAGAUUGCCAUGGAGUUCUGGAGUUCCAGAACGAUGAAAUAUUCAAAACUAUAAAGGUCAAAAUUAUUGAUGACGAGGAGUAUGAGAAAAACAAGGCCUUCUUCAUUGAAAUCAGCGAGCCCCGGCUGUUGGAGAUGAGUGAGCAGAAAGAGGAGGAAGGGGAGCCGAUCGGUGAGGAGGAGCCCCUCACCGGGAAGGACGAGGAGGAACGCCGCAUCGCCGAGAUGGGCCGGCCCAUGCUGGGUGACCACCCUAAACUGGAAGUGAUCAUCGAGGAGUCCUAUGAGUUUAAGAAUACUGUGGAUAAGCUGAUCAAGAAGACGAACCUGGCCUUGCUAGUGGGAACAAACAGCUGGAGGGACCAGUUCAUCGAGGCCAUCACUGUCAGUGCUGGGGAGGACGACGACGACGAAGACUGCGGCGAAGAAAAGCUGCCCUCCUGCUUUGACUACGUCAUGCACUUCCUGACAGUGUUCUGGAAGGUUCUGUUUGCCUUCGUGCCACCCACAGAGUACUGGAAUGGCUGGGCGUGCUUUGUGGUCUCCAUCAUCAUGAUCGGCGUGCUGACGGCCGUCAUCGGCGACCUGGCCUCCCACUUUGGCUGCACCAUUGGCCUGAAGGACUCGGUCACCGCUGUGGUGUUUGUGGCCCUCGGCACCUCCGUACCUGAUACUUUCGCCAGUAAAGUGGCCGCCAUCCAAGACCAAUACGCUGACGCCUCCAUCGGCAACGUCACCGGCAGCAACGCAGUCAACGUGUUCCUGGGUAUCGGCGUGGCCUGGUCCAUCGCCGCCAUCUACCACGGCAGCCACGGCCGGAGCUUCAUGGUGGACCCGGGCAGCCUGGCCUUCUCCGUCACCCUCUUCACCAUCUUCGCGUUCAUCUGCGUCGGUGUGCUCAUGUACCGCCGGCGGCCCGAGAUCGGCGGCGAGCUGGGCGGCCCGCGGACUCCCAAAGUGCUCACCACCCUCCUCUUUGUCAGUCUCUGGCUCCUGUACAUUCUCUUCUCAUCCCUGGAGGCUUACUGCCACGUCAAGGGCUUCUAAACAGACCCCCGCGGGGGCGAGAAAUUCAAUCAAAUCAAAGAAAUCGACAAGAAAGCAACAGCAAAAAAAAAAAAAGUUUUCACAAAUUUUUUGAUCUUCUCCAAGCUCCGCCCCCCACCCCCAGCCCGCCCCUCAACUUCUGUCCCAGCAAAGGGAUGAACUAUCCGUUUAGGACAAUAAAGGGAGCAGCCCAGAAACGCCUUUUCAAAGAGAUGCCCCUGAUAACAAUUCAAAGAGGGGAAAGUAUCCUUUAAAUGCGAAGGGGAACAGCCAUUAUGUAACACAAGAAGAAUGGUCUCAUAAUGUUGCUUGAAAGGUGUCAAUACUGGUUCAUGUAUAACCACACGUUUAGAUAAAUGAUUAAUGUAUAGCAUGUCUUUUUCAUAGCAGUUCCAUGGAAACAUUAACAUAUUUACACAUUUUUCAAAACAUAUGAGGGGGUAAAGAAAAAAAAUAAUAAUUUAAUGCCCAAGUUUAAAAAUAAUUUUAAAAUGCAUGGAUAUGAAACAAACUGCAGUUGUGCUGAACAGCACUGGCAAUGUCCUGAUUAGCAUCAAACCCCCCCCCCAAGGAUAACAUUUGCUGCUAAUAGCCCUUAAACCAGCAGUUGGAGAUUCACUAUAAAGGUCAUUUGUGUCUCUGGGACCCUCUACACUUUGCUGGUUAUAGACUUGAAGCUUUAUUUAUUUAUUUAUUAAGUAACACAAAAAAAAACAUUAAUUUUAAUUAUGUGGUUACUCCGGUGAUCUUUGAGCGAAAUACCGUGAAAUAUCUGCAGCCGUCA